AUGGACUCUGCAGAAUUUUCCCCGUUCCAGGACAAGUUAACCUCCGCUCUGGUGCAGGUAACUCGAACCGUCGGACAGCUCUCGUCGGAAGACCUCAACUUCCAUCGCACCUCCAGCGCAGAUUUUUCUGAAUCACUAGAUGAACAGAGCGCGCGCAUCAUUGCACUGACCUCCGCCGUUAUCAAAGCUGCCACCGCCGGCACCGAUGUAACAGGGCCUACCCUUCACGAUGAGGAUUCCGUCGAGGACAAUUGGCGUGGUGUGGUGGAUGUGAUUGAUUCGCUUUUGGAAAAGGCUGAUGCAUGCUUGGAUGAAUUCACAGGCGUGAUUAAGAAGCUCAGCCCGUCGCAGGAAGAACAGGCACCGAUCAAGAGAGCUCCCAACUUCCCUACUGUUUACGACUAUGGCCCUUCCAAGAUUCCCAAGCCGCAAUUGCUAUUCAACCGAAAACCGGAUAACACUGACAUGGGCCCCUUCAAGCCUCUUCUGAAGUCUAAGCCCCAUGCCAUUGUCCCGUUGGAGAAGUGCUUGAAGACGAAGAAGAUCGAAGAUAGAACUGGUUACCCCCACCCCUACGAGGCGGAGAUUCUUGCUUCAGAGUAUCCGAAGUCGGUCUACCAGGUCUCCCCUCCGAUUGAGUAUUUGCCUUUUGAAAGUACCACGGCUACUUUCGUCGAUACUUUGGAUGGAGUCAAGGAAAUGCUCAAUGAGCUCAAGAAAGCGAAGGAAAUCGCUAUCGAUUUAGAGCACCACGACGUCCACUCCUACCACGGUCUUGUAUCUUUGAUGCAAAUCAGCACCCGGGAUAAGGAUUGGGUUGUGGAUACCUUGCAACCUUGGAGGGAAGAUUUGCAGAUGCUGAACGAGGUUUUCGCGGACCCAAAGAUCUUGAAGGUCCUGCACGGUUCCACCAUGGAUAUCAUCUGGCUGCAACGUGACUUGGGUCUUUAUGUGGUUGGCAUGUUCGAUACUUUCCACGCUGCAUCUGCAUUGGGCUUCCCGAAGCGAAGCUUGAAGUUCCUGCUGAGCAAGUUCGUCAAUUUCGAAGCUGAUAAGCGGUACCAGACGGCUGAUUGGCGCGCUCGCCCACUUCCACCGGCUAUGUUCGACUAUGCACGAUCAGAUACGCAUUAUCUUCUUUACAUCUAUGACCGCCUACGAAACGACUUGAUCGACAACUCAACCGAAGAGGCUAGCCAGAUUGAUUACGUCAAUGAGCGAUCUAAGCUUGAAGCCCUGCAGCGCUAUGAACGCCCUGUUUACGAUGCCGUCAAUGGACACGGCCCUGGAGGCUGGUACGAUCUGUUGUGGCGCAAUUCGGGUAACCUUUCCAAGGAACAAUUCGCCGUUUUCAAAGCUGUUCACCAAUGGCGCGAUGAAGUAGCGCGCGCCGAGGACGAGGGCUGGCAGUGUGUUUUCCCCAAGCAUAUGCUAUUCAAGCUUGCCAUAAUGAUGCCGCUUGAUAUGGGAUCUCUAUUCCGAACCCUAUCACCCAUGACGCCCAUUACGAAGGAACGGUCACAUGAUCUUUUGGAGGUUAUCAAGCAAGCCAAGGUUGCCGGUAUUGAUGGGCCAGAAUGGCGCGACGUUGCGCCCCCAAAACACAUGGCCAAGGUUCUAGAGGCUGCCGCCCCGGAAGCCAUCGAUUUCCCCAUUGCUGAACGCUAUGAAACGUCUCAAUUCUGGGGCAACGUCUUGGAAGCCAGGGAAUCACCCCCUCCUCCGGCAUAUGCGCUUGCUGCCGGUGCUGAAGCUCUACGCCUUUCUCUUCCUCUGCCACCCAUGCCGACGACCAUCUCUGAAACCCGUGACCACCUCGGCACCGCAAAACAACCCGCUCCUGCUCCCGAGCCUACGCCUGCUCCAGCUCCCCAGGAGCCAGAGGAGAAGAAGUACUUCACCGUCAAAGACCUCGGCGCUCCCCGUAAACGAAAGGUCACCCCGGUUAACAACCCCGAGCAAGCCCUGGCCAUCCCAGCCGACCUCGACGACACGAGCAACGAGCCCGACUCCACGCAGAAGAAGAGCAAAAAGUCUCGUAAGGAGAAGAAAGCCAAGAAAGCGAAGGCCGAGGGCGAGGCUCCCUUUGACUAUGGCACUGCCGAAGCGGUUCUCAACGCACCGUCUGCUGCCACAGUCACCCACCCUCGCAAAAAGGCUUUCAACCCGUACACCAAAGCGAUGGAAGCCCCAUCAGGCGCGCGGAAGACCAAGCGGGAAACCCCCGGCAAGUCUCUUACAUUCCGCCAAUAG
Penicillium coprophilum is the source of this 2253-nucleotide messenger RNA. Its product is annotated as exosome nuclease subunit RRP6. Gene Ontology annotation, cellular component: nucleolus; nuclear exosome (RNase complex). Gene Ontology annotation, molecular function: 3'-5'-RNA exonuclease activity; nucleotide binding; nucleic acid binding. Gene Ontology annotation, biological process: nuclear polyadenylation-dependent rRNA catabolic process; histone mRNA catabolic process; TRAMP-dependent tRNA surveillance pathway. The transcript has a single exon. The coding region runs from base 1 to 2253 and encodes 750 amino acids. NCBI's taxonomy places the organism in Eukaryota, Fungi, Ascomycota, Eurotiomycetes, Eurotiales, Aspergillaceae. The record is from RefSeq and is a predicted model, not a curated record.